This is a messenger RNA of Staurois parvus, 325 nucleotides long. The record is from the annotation of a GenBank genome assembly. Lineage: Eukaryota; Metazoa; Chordata; Amphibia; Anura; Ranidae.
GACAGCUCAGUCUAUAUGUUGGUAUUGCAUAGUAAGCACACUCUCAUCACAGAAACCUUGGCUGUCCAUGGACACAUAUGUGUGAUGUGAGGGUGUUAAAGGAGAAGUACAAAGCUGUUUUUGGUGUAAUUCUCCUGUGGAUCACAGGAGUGCAGUUCGUUCUGUACCCCUGUGAUCAGGGGCAGACUGACCAUUGGGGAACUCGGGCACUGCCCAAGGGCCCGGGGUCAGUACGGGACCCCAUGAGAUGCUUUUUUGGGUGUUCUUUGAGUGUGGGCAAGGACACAGGGGCCCCAUGAUCCCCUAUUGCCCGGGGGCCCCAUGA